GAAGUAAAGCGUGUCGGCGAUAUCAUGUUCGGCCUGGCUACCCAAUGCGUUCAGUCUAAGAAUGUCAACAAGACAUCGCCACAGACUUUAUCUAAUCUUUGUCUGAAAAUCAAUGUCAAGCUGGGCGGUGUCAACUCAAUUCUAGUUCCCAGCGUCCGCCCCGCCGUCUUUAGGGAGCCCAUCAUCUUCCUCGGCGCAGACGUUACACAUCCGCCAGCUGUUGCUUGGCGUCCUUUUUUAUAUAUUCCAUUCCUUACUAUUAAUGAAUCCUAUUUACAUUUUCCCCUUCAAUCCUACUUAUCGUUCCUGAAUCUUUUAUUUGUUCAAUCUAUUUUUUCGAUGUAUCAUUGUUUGCUCUCUGCUCUUCUCUCCUGGUCUGGGACAGGCGACAGAUCUAAACCGAGCAUUGCGGCAGUUGUUGCGAGCAUGGAUGCACAUCCGAGUAGGUACUCGGCAACUGUGCGUGUCCAGUCACAUCGUCAAGAGGUAAUCCACGAUUUGGCUGGCAUGGUGCGCGAUCUUCUGCUUCAAUUCUAUCGGUCGACUCGCUUUAAACCCACUCGCAUUCUUUAUUAUCGCGACGGGGUUUCUGAGGGACAAUUUGCUAAUAAUCGGCUAUCAUAA
Protopolystoma xenopodis is the source of this 624-nucleotide messenger RNA. NCBI's taxonomy places the organism in Eukaryota, Metazoa, Platyhelminthes, Monogenea, Polystomatidea, Polystomatidae. The record is from the annotation of a GenBank genome assembly.